Messenger RNA from Microthlaspi erraticum, 1194 nucleotides. Lineage: Eukaryota; Viridiplantae; Streptophyta; Magnoliopsida; Brassicales; Brassicaceae. The record is from the annotation of a GenBank genome assembly.
AUGAUGAGUCUAAGUGGAAGUAGUGGGAGAACAAUAGAGAGGCCUCCAUUUACACAAACACAAUGGCAAGAAUUGGAGCAUCAAGCCCUAAUUUACAAGUACAUGGUCUCUGGUGUUCCUGUCCCACCUGAGCUCAUCUUCUCCAUUAGAAGAAGCUUGGACACUUCCUUGGUCUCUAGACUCCUCCCUCACCAAUCCCUUGGGUGGGGAUGUUACCAGAUGGGAUUUGGAAGAAAACCAGAUCCAGAGCCAGGGAGGUGCAGAAGAACAGAUGGCAAGAAAUGGAGAUGCUCAAGAGAAGCAUACCCGGAUUCAAAGUACUGUGAGAAACACAUGCACAGAGGAAGAAACCGUGCCAGAAAAUCUGUUGAUCAGAACCAGACAACUCCUACACUAACAUCACCAUCUCUCUCUUUCCCCAACAACAACAACUCAAGCCCCACCUUGUCUUCUUCUUCCUCUACUUAUUCUGCUUCUUCUUCCUCUCCUUCAGUGGAUGCUUACGGUAACACCAGUAGGUUUGGUGUUGGUAGCAGUACCAGUAGAGGUUACUUCAACAACCAUUCUCUUGAUUAUCCUUAUCCUUCUACAUCCCCUAAACAACAACAACAACAACAACAACAACCUCUGCAUCAUGCUUCUGCUUUGUCACUCCAUCAAAACACUUCUACUUCUCAGUUCAAUGUCUUUGCCUCUCCAACUGACAACAAAGACUUCAGAUAUUUUCAAGGGAUUGGGGAGAGAAUUGGAGUUGGGGAGAGAACGUUCUUUCCGGAAGCUUCUAGAAGCUUUCAAGAUUCUCCAUACCAUCACCAACAACCUUUGGCAACAGUUAUGAAUGAUCCGUACCACCACUGUAGUACCACUGAUCACAAGGUUGAUCAACAUCAUCACACAUACUCAUCCUCGUCAUCAUCUCAACAUCAUCAUGAUCAGGAUCAUCAUAGUCGACAACAGCAGCAACAACAAUGUUUCGUUUUGGGAGCCGACAUGUUUAACAAACCCACAAGAACUGUCCUGGCAAACACGUCAUCAAGACAAGAUCGAAACCAAGAAGAUCAGGAGGAGAAAGAUUCAUCGGAAUCGAAGAAGUCUCUUCAUCAUUUCUUUGGUGAGGACUGGGCACAGAACAAGAACAGUUCCGAUUCUUGGCUUGACCUUUCUUCCCACUCAAGACUUGACACAGGUAGCUGA